Messenger RNA from Trematomus bernacchii (emerald rockcod), 4073 nucleotides. RefSeq names its product STIL centriolar assembly protein (gene stil). Lineage: Eukaryota; Metazoa; Chordata; Actinopteri; Perciformes; Nototheniidae. The record is from RefSeq and is a predicted model, not a curated record. Gene Ontology annotation, cellular component: centriole; centrosome. Gene Ontology annotation, biological process: mitotic spindle organization; centrosome duplication; protein localization to centrosome.
ACAGCGCCAUUAUUAAACAUCUUGUUGUUCUCUGCGGACAGUUUGAGGUAAAACUUUAAUAUUAAACUAUUCACAUCAACGACAGGUGGAUAACAUUUUGGGACUUCAUUAAAGGAUUAGUUAUCGUCCUUAUGGGAAGAUAACACGGAGCUGGGAGCCGAUUGGCUGCGAGGAAGAAGCUAACGCGGCUAGCAGGAGUUAGCUGGAGCUCCGGGCGGGUUCUCUGUGCUCAGUGACCGUUAAUAGUGCCUCUCCAUCGGCCUCAGAGGGGAUGAGCUGCCCGGUGAACUUCCAGGCUCUACCCUCCGGAGUGUUGGAGGCUGUUUUCACUCCGGAGAACAUGAGGAGAGGAGGAACCUCGAUGAACUCUGGCACUCAACUCACUUUCCCCAAGUCCAGAUCAGCUCUGUGGGAUGGCAGCCCUGCAGGAGAGAAGCUCCGCCUCCAGCUCUGCGCUCACAGGAAGCCCCGCCUGGUGCUGCUGGAGAAAGCUUUGCGAUUGGCUCAGCGUCACGCCCGUCACAGCAACAAGCCCCGCCUCCCGUGUUUCCUCCUGGGCUCCAUGAGUGUGGACGCAGAUGAGGAGGGGGUCACCGUGACUCUGGACCGCUUUGACCCGGGUCGAGAUCAGGGCCGGGUCCCCUCGGCUCUUCUGCCCGGAGACGUCCUGGUCCCCUGUGUGUUCUCCACUCAGGAGGGCGUGUCUGACGCUGUACAAUCAGAGGCUGAGCUGCACCACUGCUUCAAGGCUCUGCAGCAGUGUGUGAGCAGCAGGCAGGCUCUGGAGCUGAGUCAGCUGCUGAAGGUCAGAGGUCACGUGGUCCUGACUCAGCAGGCGGACUCUGCAGCGUUCGUCCUCAGCUGGUCGGCCGUCUGUCCGUCCGUCAGCGUGGAGGUGGCGCCGGUGCGCUCCGUCCCGAUCAUCCCCACCGCGCUGCAGAGGAGCCUGAGCAGCAACAGCCGGCCGCCACAGAGCAGCAGGCCUCAGAGAGGGUUUCUGACCAUGGAUCAGACCAGGAAGCUGCUCCUGCUGCUGGAGUCGGACCCUAAAGCCUGCAGCCUGCCGCUGGUCGGACUCUGGCUGAGUGGAGUCACUCACAUCUACAGCCCUCAGGUGUGGGCCUGGUGUCUCCGGUUCCUCUACAGCGCCGCCCUGCAGGACAGAGUUUUCUCAGAGAGCGGAUGUUUCCUCCUCGUCUUGUUCGGCUCCACUCACAGGGCGCCUCAGUUCUUCCAGUGCCGAGGAUCUGGAUCAGGAUCACACCUGGACUACCAGCUGCUGAGCGGCUCUCAGUGUGUCACUCUGUACCAGCAGGUGUGUAUGGAGGGUCGUACGCUGCAGUGUGAGCUGAUGACAGACAGCCGACACACUGAGACCUUCAGAGAGGCGCACACCUCCUUCAACAGAGCGUCCGGUCUGUCUGUCUGCGAUCAGGACUCUGGAGUCGAGGACGAAGACCUGUCCCCCCGUCCCUCCCCCAGCCCGCACCCCCCCGCCCAGCAGGCUCGCAGAGUUCAGCCGUCGGUCCCUGAACUCUCUCUGCUGAUUGACAGCAGCUUCUCCUCCAAUCAGAACUUCAGGCAGGCCCCUGGCCCCUCCCACAGACCUCCUCCUGCCAGGAAGUCUGCUCCUCCACCUGGAAACUCUUCCUCCUCUUCCUCAGCUCCUCCUCACCUCCACAGCACCCCAAACUCCCACCUGCAUCAGCCCUGCUCCUGCUGCUGCUCCAACAACUACAACUGCACCUCCAUCUUCUCCUCCCCCGGACUCCCUACUCCUUCCUCCCUUCUUCAUCAUCACCAAACUCCUCCUCCUCCCUCCAUCCACUCAUCUCCACACCCCUCAGUCCAGCACCCAUCCAGCUCAACACACUCCUCCUCCUCCUCCUCCUUCCUACUCCAACCGACUGUCAGCUCCUCUUCCUGCUCCUUCCUCCCAUCAUCUUCAUCAUCACACCUCUCGUUCUUCUCCUCAUUUUCCUCCUCCACCGUCCCAUCACCUCACCCCUCCUCCCUCCUGCAACCAUCAAACCAAUCCUUCUCCACCUCCUUCAUCCUCACAUCAUCUUUAUCACAAUUCACCUCUUGUUGCUCCUCCUUUUACUCCUCCACCGUCCCAUCACCUCACCCCUCCUCCCUCCUCCUCUCCUCCUCUUCCUCCCCCCUCCUCUCUUCCUCCCCCCUCCUCUCUUCCUCCCCCCUGCCCUUGCAGCCACCCUGGGAUGGGAGGGGUGGAAACCAACAGCUGCUCCUCCAUCAGGACCGGCAGCUGCGCCUCCUUCAGGCUCAGGUUCAGAUGCUGCUGGAGGCUCAGGGGAAACUGCAGACCCCCCACAGAGAGCAGGAGGCACCGAGGAGCACCGCCAGCAUCGCUGUGGGGACAGGGGCCAGUUUGUUCUGGGGGGCUCCCGUCUCAUCUCCCUUCCUUCAUCAGGAGGCUCCUCCCCCUUCCUCUUCCUCACCUCCCCCCUCCUCCUCCUCCUCCUCUUCCUCCUGUAAACCCCCCUCACACACUUACCUGUCCGUCAGUGAUCAUGGAGUUGAGAGAAGUGACAUCACAGGUCAGGAGGCCGCCUGCUCCCCCCCCUCGCAGCACAGCCUCAGCGGCCUGCAGAGCCCGGUUCUGGGGGAGAGUGUGAGCAUGUACCAACCACAGGAGGAGCAGCAGAACUUCUACCAGAACCUCAUGAGUCAGCUGACCAGCCGUCUGCAGGAGUCUGACAGUAAACAGGAAGUGGAGGAGUCCAGGAGGAGGAGCCUGUCAGUGGUUUCCUCCUCCUCCUCCUCCAGGAGGAGGCAGAGUGGGGACCCGGUGCUCGAGGCCACCGUGAGGCAGCUGCAGCAGCUCGGAGUGAACGUGGAGCAGGGAGAUCUGAGCGAGGCCAGCAGAGUCCUUCAGAACACUAUCGAGAGCAGCAGCACCCUGGCGAGCAUCAACCCGGCAGCGGUUCUGUCCCGCCUCAGCGUCCCCUCGCCCUCGGCCAGCGCUCUGUUCCCGGGCCUCAGCGCUGAUCUGAGUCUGGAGGCGAACGCCAUCGCCCUGCGUUACCUGAGCGACUCUCAGCUCAGCAGGCUGUCUCUGGGAGGCCACGCCCCCUCAAACCGAAGCCCCGCCCCCUCCGCCAACGUCUCCCUGAUGUCGCCUAGCAACAUGUCCCUCGCCACCAGGAAGUACAUGAAGCGAUACGGGUUAAUCGAGGAGGAAGAUGGCGAGGAAGAGGAGGAAGAUCGUCCUCCGCUAACCGAAGCUCUGAACGCGAAGCUCCUCCCACAAAGUCAGCUGAUCCGAGAGCUGAGGCCCAAAAUGCAGCUGUUAGUGGGAGGAGCUAAACCCAACGACGACGACAAGGAGAACUGCCCCAGCAGGCGGCAAUCUUUGAUGAGGGCGAGCAACCGUCAGACAGAAGGGUCGGUCGGGAACAUCCUGGACCUGAGCCGCCUCCGACAGCUGCCCAAACUCUUCUGAUUCUGCAAAACUGGUGACAAAUCCAACGAACCAGAUGUGUUAAAGGUGCUCUAAAAACUGUCAUUUAUCUAAUCCAGUCUGGGGCUGAAGCCGCCUCCGACAGCUGCCCAAACUCCAGACUAAAGCCCCCUGAGACGAACACCAAGACACCAGACUAAAACCCCCUGAGACGAACACCAAGACACCAGACUAAAACCCCCUGAGACGAACACCAAGACACCAGACUAAAGCCCCCUGAGACGAACACCAAGACACCAGACUAAAACCCCCUGAGACGAACACCAAGACACCAGACUAAAACCCCCUGAGACGAACACCAAGACACCAGACUAAAGCCCCCUGAGACGAACACCAAGACACCAGACUAAAACCCCUGAGACGAACACCAAGACACCAGACUAAAACCCCCUGAGACGAACACCAAGACACCAGACUAAAACCCCCUGAGACGAACACCAAGACACCAGACUAAAACCCCCUGAGACGAACACCAAGACACCAGACUAAAACCCCCUGAGACGAACACCAAGACACCAGACUAAAACCCCCUGAGACGAACACCAAGACACCAGACUAAAACCCCCUGAGACGAACACCAAGACACCAG